AUGGAGUUAAAACUGAUUUCAAAUAUCACUGACUUCCCUCCAGCACAAUCUAUUGCAUCAGUUGGUGCUUUGAUGAUGGCCUCGACUACUUUUAAUGCGACAAACCAUGGACUCCAGAUUGGAAACAACCAAGGUUCCAUCACAGCCGAAUUUCAUGUUCCGCGGGCGUACACCACCGAAGACAUCGAUCGAAUUUGUCUCCAUGCUCUGCGUUGCCCUGACUCGCUAGCUGUAAAGAAUCGGUUGAAAGAGAGCAAGGACAAGUUGGUUCACCAGUCAAUCCACUGGAUUCUUCAAGACCCGCAAUAUAAGAACUGGGAAAAUGGAGACGAUGUCGGUCUGCUUUGGAUCAAGGGGGGCGCUGGCAAAGGGAAGACCAUGAUGUCAAUCGGUCUUAUCGAGGAGCUCGCACGGGCGCAGGACGAAACUACCAUUGUGACUUAUUUUUUCUGCCAAAAUGCGGACUAUGAGCUCAAUACCCUUGAAGCCAUUCUCAAGGGGUUGAUUCUGCAAUUAGUGAAUCAGCAAACGGAGCUUGGAGAAUCUCUCCGUCGCCGUUGGGACACUACGAAAGAGUGCUUCAGCGAGGAUCUUACCUCGUGGCAAUCAUUGUGGAACAUUCUCUUUGAGAUGUUGGCCCGGUGCAAGUACUCAAGGGUAUAUAUAGUCAUUGAUGCUCUUGAUGAGUGUCAAGAUGACGGCAUGGCUGACUUCCUCAAAUCUAUCGUCCGAAAGGGACUGGAUCAUCCCGCCAAGAUCAAAUGGAUAUUGACAAGCCGACCAUGGGACAGCGCAGAGCGGGUAUUAUUAGCUGGCCAUGACCAAGUGCAAGUCAGUCUAGAUGGAGAGCUCCAUUCCCAAUCUGUUUCUGGGGCUGUGAAGGCUUAUAUCGCUUAUAAAGUGGAGGAACUCAGUCGCCAGCAUAGAUAUGGAGCGACUCUGAAGAGCGAAGUAGAAACUGAGCUUACUGAAAGAUCGGAGGGUACCUUUUUAUGGGUAAGUUUGGUAUGCAAGUCACUUGAGAGUGUCUACCGAGAUGAGGCUCUGUCCACAAUUCAAAGCUUGCCGCCAGGUCUACAUCCAUUUUAUGAACGGAUAUUGAACCAGCUCAACGAGGGUGAGCGGGCUGAAGCACAGAAGUGUAUGCGACUGCUUAAGGCCAUGAUGACGGUAUACCGACCUUUGAAAGUGGAGGAAGUUCCUAGUGUGAUUGGCCUAAAUGAUGAAGAGGACACUAUUAGAGCAUUAGUCGAUUGCUGUGCUUCAUUCAUCCGGUUGCGGGAAGACAACAUCGAGUUUGUUCAUCAGUCAGCUCGAGACUACUUGGCCGGAGAGAAUGGACUGUCUAUACUCGACUCGUAUGAACGCUUCGGACAUGAAGAAAUUGUCCUGGGUUGUCUAUCUUAUUUAUCUGGAUGCCUCAAGCCCAACCUCGUCGAACUGCCGCGGCCUGAUGCCACCAGAGACUCUUUGAGAACUUUGGAAAAUGGACCAAGGAAUGGCUUACUGUCCCGUGUGGACUAUUCAGCUCUGUUCUGGGUGUCACAUCUAAAGAAUACUAGCAACGACACCGACAAGAGUCAUGUUAGCAUAUUCCUUCAGACAAAGUUGUUAGAAUGGCUAGAAUGCCUGAGCCUAUUGGACAGGCUACCAAAAGCCAUUGACACAUUGAAAGCCUUGGAAAUUAUUCUGAAAGAUGACUGUCUAGCUUUAGCACUUGUGCAGGAUGCUAUGCGCUUUUUAUUGCGACACUACCACACUUUGUCGCACUGGCCAUUGCAGAUCUACAGCUCUGCCAUCAUCUUCAGUCCUGAAUCAAGUGUUGUGAAGAGAGAAAAUCUACACAAAAUUCCUGUAUGGCUGAGAAACGCCCCUCCCAUGGAGGACAGUUGGACGCCUAUGAUACAGACACUAGCAGGCCAUUCGGAGACUGUCGAAACUGUCGCCUUCUCACCUGACGGCAAGCAGAUAGCAUCAGCCUCUAAGGAUGGCAUAAUCAAGCUCUGGGAUGCUAUUACAGGUGGCCUCCAGAAAACGCUAUCAGGUCACUUAUAUGCAAUCACGGCUAUGGCUUUCUUACCAGAUAGCAAGCUGAUCAUAUCAGGCGCUCAUGAUGGCUCUCUCAUGCUUUGGGAUACCACCACGGGUGACCGUCUGAAGAUAGCCGACCACUUCGGCACAUCUAAGAUCUAUAAUUCCCACUUGCAGUCACCAGAAGAGGGCAAUGCUAGCCCCUACGCCGUUGCUUUCUCGGCGGAUUGCAGGCAGAUCGCAGCAGUCGGUUGGUACCAUGAUCAUCAAGUUAUCAUGCUUUUUGAUACUGCUACAUGGGACCUCCAGAAGAUACUUACAGCCCAUUCAGACACAGUAUUAGCUCUGGCCUUCUCACCAGACAACAGGCAGCUUGUAUCAGGCUCUUUUGACCGCACAGUCAGGCUCUGGGAUACUACCACAGGUGACCUUCAGAAAACACUGGUCGGCCACAAAAGCCUGGUUUACACUGUCGCCUUCUCACCAGAUGGCAAGCAAAUUGUAUCAGGCUGUAAUAACGUUAUCAAAUUUUGGAAUGCUGCAACAGGCGAUCUCCAGACGACAUUAGCAGGCCCUAAUGCCCGGAGUGUAGCCUUCUCACCCGACAGUAAGCAGGUCGCAGCAGGAUUUGGAGAUGGCACGAUCCAUAUUUGGGAUGCUGCAGGCAAUCUUCAGAAGACACUAGCACGCCACUCAGGGACAGUUAUGUCUCUGGCCUUCUCACCAGACGGCAAGCAGAUUGUUACAGGCUCUAUUGAUACCACUAUCAAGCGUUGGGACAACACCAUAGGUGCCAUUCAGAGGAUCGUAGGCCACUCAGGCAGUGUUGCAACCGUGGCAUUCUCACCAGACCGCAAGCUGAUUGCAUCAGGCUCUGCUGACAAAACCAUUAAGCUUUGGGAUGCUGCAACGGGCGAUCUCCAGAAAACACUAGCAGGCCAUUUAAACACAGUCUUUGAUCUAGUCUUCUCACCAGACAACAGGCAGAUCGCCUCGUGCUCUUACGAAGCACUCAAGCUCUGGGAUGCUACCACAGGUGACAUCCAGAACUCAUCCGAGAGCGACGACGCAUUCAAAUCAGUGGCCUUCUCACCUGAUGGCAAGCAGAUCGCAUCAGGCCACGAGAGCGGCAACAUUAAUCUCUGGGAUACUGCCACAGGUGACCUCCAGAAGGCACUGGCAGGCCACAAAAACAGAGUUGGGUCCCUGACGGGAUUGGACCUCUUCGACCUCGAAGUCAAAACCGUGACCUUCUCACCUGACGGCAAACUUAUUGCAUCAGCCUCCGCUGAUACAACCAUUAAGCUUUGGAAUACUGCAACAGGAGACCUCCAGAAGACACUGGCAUGCUAUUCAGAGAGCAUCAAUAUUGUGGCCUUUCCAACACUAUUAGGCCAUCCAGACUGGAUCAUUGCAGUGGCCUUUUCAUCAGACAGCCAGCAUAUCGCAUCAGUCUGUGCUAAUAAAACCAUCAAGGUCUGGAGCAUCGCAAAAUCCCUCAAAACCUCAAAAUACCUGGGGCGCACUUUCGGUAGCCAUAUCAAGUCGUCCCGGCCAUGGAAGGAGAUUAAGACCUCAGAGCAGGUGCAUACCAUUAAAUUCGCAGCAGGCAACCGACACCUUGCAACAGACAUUGGACUAAUAGCACUUGAGAGUACCCCAACAGAAGGAGAGGACGAGCUGCCAAUGAGGGCGGAUUCGGAUUCGUUACAGAAUCUCUAUACCAGAGAUGAGUGGUUAUGCUAUGGAGCCAUGCCCUUCCUCCGGCUAUUGCCUGAUUCCCAGGCUGGUCCAUGGGAUGCGCACGGUGAUCAAAUAGCUGUUGGAUUCAGCAACGGCCAAGUUUCAGGCUUCGACAUUGAUCGACAUGGUUUACAACCAUACUUGGAAACACUUCAGCUAUGA
Penicillium hordei is the source of this 3936-nucleotide messenger RNA. RefSeq lists its product as uncharacterized. The coding region runs from base 1 to 3936 and encodes 1311 amino acids. The transcript is spliced from 4 exons. Gene Ontology annotation, cellular component: nuclear envelope; microtubule associated complex; cytoplasmic microtubule. Gene Ontology annotation, molecular function: dynein complex binding; microtubule plus-end binding. The record is from RefSeq and is a predicted model, not a curated record. Lineage: Eukaryota; Fungi; Ascomycota; Eurotiomycetes; Eurotiales; Aspergillaceae. Gene Ontology annotation, biological process: vesicle transport along microtubule; nuclear migration; microtubule organizing center organization.